AUGCGGGUUUACUCUCUAUUAUGUAUAUGUUUUGUUGCUAAUUAUGUAUAUGGACAAGAAAAAGCUGAAGUCGAUAUACGAGUGUCUGGAGCUUGUUCUCCUGUGUAUCUUUCGCGAAAAGGAAUUGACAUCAAUAAGUACAGGCCAAGUAUUCGUUUAAAUCCCGACAAAGUUCAACUGACCCCUCGCAAUCCAGUUAUACCAGGAUGCAUUAAAAUCAAGGCUGAAGGUGUCGAAAUUACAAGACCUACAAAGAACCUGAUUGCUGAAGUGGAAAUGAGAAUUGGCGGAACUCCAGAUCCUAAUAAUCCAGCAUUGCCAUGUUCGAAGAAGAUUGAUGAGAAAGUUAAUCAGUGCCCAUGUGCGAAAUUGGAAGGAUCUUGCGUGUUUUGUGAUUUCUGCAAACAGUUAAAAUCGCAAACAAAGAUCACAGCGAGCAAGAAUUCAAAAAAUGAACACAAGUCGAUUGAUGAUGAUUGCAAAUGUGAAGAAAUGCCUCCAGGACUUUAUGACAUCGAAACAGAAAUGUGCACCCCGGAAAUUGAUGAUGUCAAAGAUUACAUUCCGCCAGAAAUCCAAAACAAUAUUUUAGAGAAGAGACCUAUAUCGAUGUUUAUUACUGUUUAUCUUAUGGAUAUGGAACCUCGUUCGUCGAAAGAAUCAUAUUUGUCAGCAUUUGGAAAAGCUAUUCUACAACGAAGGAUGGCUCAAUCAACAGUUGCUUGCUUCCUGAUGGGAAUCGACGUCAAACUUGCGCUGCCGCAAUUUGAAUGA
Molecule: messenger RNA, 774 nt
Organism: Caenorhabditis bovis
Lineage: Eukaryota; Metazoa; Nematoda; Chromadorea; Rhabditida; Rhabditidae
Source: the annotation of a GenBank genome assembly